Messenger RNA from Engraulis encrasicolus (European anchovy), 219 nucleotides. Its product is annotated as guanine nucleotide-binding protein G(I)/G(S)/G(O) subunit gamma-7-like. Gene Ontology annotation, biological process: G protein-coupled receptor signaling pathway. The record is from RefSeq and is a predicted model, not a curated record. The transcript is spliced from 2 exons. Gene Ontology annotation, cellular component: heterotrimeric G-protein complex. NCBI's taxonomy places the organism in Eukaryota, Metazoa, Chordata, Actinopteri, Clupeiformes, Engraulidae. Gene Ontology annotation, molecular function: G-protein beta-subunit binding. The coding region runs from base 1 to 219 and encodes 72 amino acids.
AUGGAGGGGAAGCUGUGUGGUGGGAAUAACGUUCUCCUGGCCAGGAAAGCAGUGGAGCAGCUGAGAGUGGAGGCCAACAUCCAGAGAGUGAAGGUAUCGGAGGCGGCGGCUGAGCUGGUGCAGUAUUGCCAGCAACAUGGCCGCUCGGACCCGCUCAUCGCCGGAAUCCCCGCCUCCGCCAACCCCUUCAAGGACAAGAAGAGCUGCACACUACUCUAG